GUUCUCCGAGUGUUCUCGAUGUUUUCUGGCGCUCGCCGCCAGUCGUGCCAGUUUUUCCGCCCUGUCCGCGUCUCGGUGCCGGGAUCUGCUUCCGUCCAUGGCCGUCACCGUCAUCUCCGUGGCUUUAUUUACCGUCAGUGAACGCGUCUGUUCGGUGUGACGAGCGGAAGACUGAUUAUCAACACAAAAACGAGAGGCGCUUUUGUUUGUGAGGAGAAACCGUGAACGCGCAGAACGGGCCGAGAAAACAGCAGAGCAUCAGCAGCAUCUUCAUCAUCCUCAUCUUCAGUGUGUGUUUGUGCUGGAAAUCUGAUGUGAGCAGAGCUUCAUCUGGUUCUGCAGGAGCAGGUUGUCCGUGUUCUUCAGUGUGAGGAAGAGAGAGAGCGAGAGACACAGACACACACAGUCUAUCUUUCUCUCUCUCUCUCUUUCUUCUCUCCAUCAUGUCGUCUCCGCUGUCGUCCCCGUCUCCAUGUCCUCCACCUCCUCCAUCUUUGCCGUCCUCCCCGACGCCCUCGUCUCCUGCCCCGUCCAGUCUGCCGCUGCCCCCCGCUCUGCCACCCACAGGAGAGGUGAUGAUUCUGGCUCUGGGCCGUAAGAAGCAGCGUCUGCUCAUCGCUCUCUCCGUCCUGCCAAAUCUGUUCCUGGCCUUCCUGCUGUCGUCCGACCCGCUGCUGACUCUGGCUUCUCCUUUCCGCUGUCGUCUGCCCGGCCCGGCACCCGCUCUCAAGAUGACCAACUCUUCCAGACGGGUGCAGGAUCAGCCCGAGUGCAGGCAGUAUGUCUUCAUUAACGGCACACAGGCGGGCGUGAGGGACUGUGAUGCUGGAUUCAACUUCACUGUCACUGAAGGACUGGCCAAUAACAUCGUCACAGAGUGGGAUCUGGUGUGUUCGCGGUACUGGCUGGUUCCAGUAGAGGAGGUCUGCUUUAUUCUGGGGACCCUGACGGGCUGUCUGUGUCUGGGCUACACGUCUGACCGGCUGGGCAGACACCGUUCUCUGCUGGCGUCUCUGGCCCUGGCUGUGGUGUUUGGAGUGUGUGUGUGUGUUUCUCCAUCACCGCCGCUCUUCAUUGCCAUGCGCUUCUGUCUGGCUGCUGCAAGCGCUGGAGUCUACCUCACACUCUACAUCACACGUCUGGAGCUGUGUGACCAUUCUCUGCGUCUGCUGGUCACCAUGAUAUCUGGUUUGACCAUGUUCUCUGGUGAGCUCCUGCUGCUGGCCGUGGCCCUCGGCUGUGGCUCCUGGAGAGGUCUGAUUGGGACUGGAGCCGCUCCGCUCUCUCUGUUCCUCUGCUACGGGAUCCCGGGUGUGUUUCCAGAAUCACCACGAUGGCUUCUGCUCACCGAGACAUCUGGAGACGCAAACUCCUUCUGUGAGCGCAGCGACCGCCAGAGAGACGACGACAGCUUCACCGAGCUGGACAGUGAAUCGUCCUCGUCUCCUACACGUCCUCAUCUGUCCUUCCCUGAGCUGCUGCACAGCAGAAACAUCUGGAAGAACCUGUGCGUGCUGGGAUUCACAUCGUUCAUCUCUCAUGGCAUCAGUCACUGCUACAGCUCCUUCAGUGAUGAUGUUCGGGGAACUCCUCCGACCUUCUACUGGACGUACCUGCUAUCGGUGUGUGCUGGAGGAGGAGCCUGGCUGCUGCUGUGGGCUACGGUGGACCGCUGCGGCCGGAGGGGGAUCCUGCUGCUGGCCAUGACCCUCACUGGACUGGCCUCGCUCAUCCUGCUCGGACUCAUGGACUACCUGAGUGAUGGAGCCAUGAAGGUGUUCUCCAUAAUGGGUCUGUUCUCGUCUCAAGCGGCCGCUUCCCUCUCUAUUCUGUUCACGGCUGAAGUCAUGCCCACCGUCAUCAGAGGAAGUGGCGUUGGAGCUGUAAUGGCGCUGGGUUGCGUGGGUCGCCUCAGCUCUCCUCUUAUGGAUCUGCGUAACCACUACGGCUACUUUCUGCACCAUGUGGUUUACUCAUCUCUCGCCCUGCUGGCUGUCCUCUCCAUCCUGCUCCUCCCAGAAAGCAAACGCAAACCCCUUCCACAGACUCUGGCGGACGGUGAACAGUACCGGCGGCCACCGCUGGUCCGACACCGGAGAGAUAACGUUCCUCUCCUGGCCACUCCAAACCCAGAGACCUAGCCUUCGCACUUCACCUAUUGGGGAUCCGCAGCCUCUUAGCCUUGUAUUAGUAGUCAUUCCUAACACGUGUCGGGGGAGUCAUCGCACAUAGACUCCAUCCUGAAGUGUGUGAGGAGUGAGUGAACGGUACCAAAACUGUACCAGAAACCAGCGAAACGCAUCCAGAGUAUGCAGACGCUCCAACAUGUCAGCGUGCAGUGCUGCACGUCAAGGGCAAAAGCUCCAAUUCAACACUGAAGCCUGACCCGUGUAGCAUCCAGUGACUUAUCAGUCACAUUAAAGGGUUAGAUCAUGCAAACAUGAGCAUUCAGGCAUCCUAGGUGUACAUCAUUUUCUACUUUCAGUCAAAUCCAAUUGAUUAUUUUUCAUUUUUCUAGUUCUACAAUGUUUUUAUCAACAAUGCAAGUCCAAUAAAGCACAUGCAUCCAUAUUAAUACAUGCCUCACGUGGCUCGGGUGGGUGAAUAAAGGUCUCCUUUAGUGAAACAUAGCCAUAUUUAACACUUUAUCAACUACUCUGCGCUGUCUACCAUUGUCUGUUCUUUCUUUUGAGGUGAUGUUUAUUGGUGUAUUAGUGCCACCAGCUAGACAGUUUGUUGCCUCAAUACAAAUAUAUACAGCAAACUUCACAAUAGACAUGUUAAACUAUCAAGAGAUACCAUUAAACACACAUUCUGCCUUUUCCGGGGUGCUGAAAAAAAUGUAUAAUCCAUUUAUCCUGCAUUCUGAUAAGCUGUAAACAGAUGAGACACAAAACAGCUCCUUUUAGUAUCCCUGCCUUUCCUGUUUUCAAAAUAAGAGUCCCCUAUAUAUAUAACUGCUGUAAUCUCACUAGGAAAUUUGGUGGCCAAUUAAACGCUGCCUGGGGUGUGCAUAUUAAUGAUCCCUUGUGGAUCGUCAGAGUUGAUGCUUUGUUCCAAAUGGCCUAAUUUUCACCAGGAUUAUUUUACAUGAGAACGAGGAAACAAUGGUGUUUGAAUCCUACUGUAUGUCAUUUGCAUAUCCUGAACACUGUGUCCAAGUAUAUCCUGAUUUUCCUAAUAUGUAACCUUUAAAAUAACUCAGAUUGGAUUUGAAGUCAUACACCUCGGAUGCCUUAAGGGUAAAUAAUAGGCUAAUGUUCAUUUUUGUGUGAACUAACCCUUUAAAUCAUUCGCAGAGACAAGGGCUGAUUGUUUUUGAUCUUUUUGAAAGCGGGUUUAUGUUCUCACUCCAGAUGGAAGAAUAAUGGAUUCGGUUCUCUUAGUUCUUUAACACGUUGCUGCUAAACAUCCUGAGGAUCUUUGAAGGAAUGAUUAUCCCACUGAGGAUCGUUUAUAUGCACUUUGAGUCAUGAUUAUUAUUCUUAUUGUAUGUUACACGUCACUCUUGGUUGAAGGAAUGUUAAAGGAAUAUAACUUGAGACACACAGUUGAAGAAAAACAUAUAUAUAUUGAUCCUGCUGAAUUCAAUUCUUUCCCAAGUGCUGUUUAACAGAUUUUUUUCAACACAUUUUUAAACAUAAUAGCUUUAAAUAACUGAUCUCUUGUCUUCACCAUGAUGACAGCACAUAAUAUUUUACAAGAUACUAGUAUUCAGCUUAAAGUGACAUUUAAAGGCUUAACUAGGCAUGUUAGGUUUAUUAGGUAAGUCACUGGACAACUGUGCUCUGUUCUGCAGAUCAGUGGUCCACAAACGUUUUAUCACCGCAGACCGGUCAACACUUGACAAUAUUACCGCAGACCGGGGUUGGUCGAUGGUUCGUAGGUUACUAGGCGACCAUCAACCGUUUUCUCAGAGGAAGAAGGGCUGACGAAACACUGCUGUCACUUUGAUACAAGUUUUAUUUAUGGAGAAAAUGACUGAGCACUGCAGUGUUUGGGCGUUCAGUGUUUGUCUCGGAUAAUUAGUCUACCGAAAUGUGUAUAUUCCAUACAAGCUGAAGUUGAUUGGUCAGUUCUUGUCAAGGAAUUCGCGGUGCGCUCGUGGCUUUCAUUCAACUGUGUGCGUCUGGAAGGCGUAAGCGCAUUCUGUUGCUUGCGCACUCAAGCCACGCACAUCCAUUGGAAAUUGAGCGUACUCUAGAAAUACGCGAUAUGCGAACAGCCCCUAAAAGGCCGCCGUCAUUUGCGAUCUCCAGCAGUUGAUCUUUUUGCACAGACAUGCUGGAUUCACCUGAUAUUUGUCAACAAGUCAUCUAUAUUUGGUUGUGGAGCUAUCCCUUGGCAGUCCGCGGGUCUUUCACUGGGCCUUUUCCCCUUAGCAAAGAAACUUUCCAAAGACGCCUGUUUCCUACUCAUUUUGCUGCUUGUGGGUUAAAUUUAGGCACUCAAGUGACCGAGAUGUAAGCGAGAGAUCAUUUUUCAAAAUAAAAGAUCAUUCAGGCUCAGAUAAUGAAUAAAACAGAAAUAAUCAAUGAUUUCUUGUGCACUUCCUGGUACCAAUUGAGGACCACUGCUGUAGACAAUUGAUAAACAAAAUCUGAAGCUGGCUAAUAAUACAGUUUUUUAUUCCAGCCAAACUAAAUAAAUAAAACUUUUUCCAGAAGAAAGAUAAAAUAGGAAAUACUGUGGAAAAAGCAGGUUUUACUGUGUUAAACAUCACUUGGGGAACAUUUAAAAAAGUAAUUACAAUUGCUAAUAAUUCAACUGUAAGUGCAGCACCUGAAGCAUGUUGUGGAUUAUCACAGACUUGAUUAUAUUGAGCAGUAAAUCAUAACUUAUGUGCUGUAAAAAGUCUGCUUUUAAACCCUUGUUUGAAUUGCUCCAUAGACUUCUCCAUAGACAAGCUGACGGACGAGGAAUAACAGAUCAAAUCAAGCUGUAUUUAACCUGAAAUAUUAUUUUAACGAGGCUUUUGCUCAUAAUGACCUUAUUUCUGUUCCUCAAAGAUCGAGGCUGACGAGCAUGAGGAAGGUCAUCUGAAUGUUGACACUAGGGCUGGGUAUAAUGUCUAAUUGAUUAUUUAUAUGGGUUGAUUAGCUCCAAUAUGGAUUAGUUAUUUAUAUUUAAUUUAAUAAAAUGUAGUUUUCCUGACACAUAUUCCAUACUUGAAUAUAAUUGCUGGUAACUGAAUCUCCCCUAUUUAUCUAUAUGAAUGAAAUGCACAUUUAUAGUACAUUAACAAUAGAGCCCACACAAUUGUUUCCUUACUUUUGUACUUUGCGUAAAAACAGAUACGUGUGGAUACAUGGUAUACGCACUUGGAGACAAAUGUGGAUUAGUAAACUUCAUCUUUACCACCAUUGUUUACUUUUACACACCAGACUUUAAUCUUGCUUACUUCAAUUGGCUACUGUGAUUUUAUUUAAUUAUCAUGGAAGCGAGUGCAAAAUGGCGACAUCUUCUGGAUGAUUGGUGAAGUGCAGAUAUUCACACCCUCUAAAUUACAAAGAUGAAAGUCUGGAUGAAAUCAAACUUUAUUUUGCUAGUGCACAUCUUUAUUCUUAAGCUGAACAAUUAAUCUAUGCAAGUUAAUACUUAAAAAAAAGAGUUUGUAAUGUUAAUCUUUAAUUAAAAUCUGCCAUCUGAUUGGGCUAAAUAUGCUUAGCUCCACCCCUCCAAACAUUAGUUUGCUGUGGUUGAAAGACGAGAGGUGGAGCACAAGCUCCGCCCCCUACUCAAUAUUCCAUUUGAGCAGCAAAUACGUCGUCAUACUGAAAUAAGUCUCAAGUUCUGCUUCACACAGAUUUUAAAGUCUCUUUAAGAAUCAGUAUUAUUUCCUUAAAUAGACAAAAAUCAGAGUUAUUUAUUGUUGUCUUUUGUACCCACCCCUAGUUAACACUGUUUUGAAUUGAUAUGAUUCUCAUGUCUGGCUCCCUGUAUUCCUUUUGUAUUUGCACAUUGCAGUUUUAGUCAGAUUAUGAAAUAAUGAACAGUGGAAAUGUGAGUGAUCUAGCUUUUCUCCUUAUUGUGUUAGAUUCUUUAAAAUGCACUUAAUAAUUCUGAACCGAUAGUAAUAAUUCUAUUAUUACUACUUGAAUAAUAAUGGAUAAUAGUAGUAAGUCUGGUGAUUGUGCAACAGUUACUAAACAAUGCUGUAAUUAUGAAUAAAUCCUUAACCAAGUCUAAUCACAAAUAAAAUCUUCGAAAUCCUCAGAA
Messenger RNA from Danio aesculapii, 6219 nucleotides. It is a transcript of the gene slc22a17, whose product is annotated as solute carrier family 22 member 17. The record is from RefSeq and is a predicted model, not a curated record. The coding region runs from base 444 to 2141 and encodes 565 amino acids. The transcript has 11 exons. NCBI's taxonomy places the organism in Eukaryota, Metazoa, Chordata, Actinopteri, Cypriniformes, Danionidae. Gene Ontology annotation, cellular component: membrane. Gene Ontology annotation, molecular function: transmembrane transporter activity. Gene Ontology annotation, biological process: transmembrane transport.